AUGAAGCGCACUUUCUCAGGAAUAUCUCUCAAGAGGCCUUCGGCCAAACUCCCAUCAAGCCAAGACAGCCAAGGCGACAUCACCAACAACAACAGCAGCCAGCAACGACACUCUUCAUCACAGGAACUUGGCGCCACCAAAACAAGGAACACCGUCUUUGACCACGUCUUUGUCGAAAUACCCUGUGUCAAAGCAAUAGUCGCACCUGGUCCCAAGACCAUCCUGAAAAAGUUUCCAGGAGUCAAGUCACCGAACCAAAAGAAGGUCGAAUUUGUCGAGGACUCGGAGGGCUCCUUGAGCGACGCAGACGACGACGACUAUGACGACGACUUUGAGAAGGACAAGGAGAACAGGAACGAUGCUGUAGUACAGGAGAACCCUAUAAAGUCCUCUCCACCAACACUUGUGUCAAAGUCUGUACCGACACUGGCUCUACCCGUCAAGAAAUCACUACUUACUGCCGCGACAUCUCCACCGCUAACGCCACCGGAUGCAGACCCAACAAAAGCAAAGGUCAGGUCAACCCCAACGAAGCCAUUGAAGAUACCAUCAACAAUGACGCCAACACCGAAGCUUACACCAAAUCCCACUCCAAAGCCCGCGCCCACAAAGGUGCAAGUCGAGGCGGAUCUAGAAGAUGAGGAUGAGGACAUGUAUGACGGUGACGCAGGAGAAGACGACAGUGGAUCGGAUUUUGACUCGGACGGAGGCGGUCGCAAGCGAGUCAAGACAGGACGGACAACUCAAGACAUGAUCAAGGCCUCUCUGCCUCAAGCGACCACCCGGGCAACACGUUCGGGACGGGCGCCUCUCUCUUCCAUUACAGUCACCAUCUCCUCAAAACCACUCCCAAACGCCAAGCCAUCUCAGCCCAGCACCAAGUCACUGACAGCGCUUGGGAAGCGCUUCAAGGUCCCGACAUUCACGGAUCCAAGCAAGGCACCUGCACAGGCUCGAUCUUCAGGACUAACGCUUGGAACGAAACGGCGGCCACAAGUCGACGCCAAGUCUGCUCAUGACUAUACCAUGGAGGGCUCUAUUAUCCUGCAUGAUCCAGCCUGGGCACAGCUGGAUGAGGCUCAACGAGAAGAAGAGAAAUUGCUGAAGGCAUCUCAGGAAGGCCCAGAGCCUGUCGACGGAGACUCUAUUCAGCAGGUCAUCAUCCCCAAAAAGGAGAAGGCUAAGUCCAAGUCGAUUGCAGAGAUGCUGGGACUCGUCAAGCUAAAGGAGCAGCCAAAAGUCCACGUCGUUGUGGAUCCUGUACUUGGACGGGUUCUACGCCCGCAUCAGGUCGAGGGAGUCAAGUUCAUGUACAAGUGUACGACUGGCGCCACUAUGCCCAAUGCCUUUGGAUGUAUCAUGGCGGAUGAAAUGGGUCUCGGCAAAACGCUUCAAUGCAUCACACUUCUUUGGACACUCCUGAAGCAGUCGCCGGACUUCGGAAAGGGCACGAUCGAGAAGUGCAUUAUUUGUUGUCCGUCAUCGCUUGUCAGGAACUGGGCAAACGAAAUUAUCAAGUGGCUGGGACCAGGAAAGAUUGGAGUGCUGACAUGCGACUCAAAGGGAUCUAAGGAAGACACCAACAACAUGAUGAGGCAGUGGGCAUCAGCAAGGCAGAGGAUGGUGGUGAACCCAGUCUUGAUUAUCAGUUACGAGAGUUUGCGGAUGUACGCUCCGAUCCUUGCACAAACCCCGAUCGGACUGAUGCUCUGCGACGAAGGUCAUCGUCUGAAGAAUUCUACAUUGAAUGAGUUGAAUGUCCAGAGGCGUGUUAUCUUGUCAGGAACACCUAUUCAGAACGACCUCUCGGAAUACUUUUCGCUGCUCAAUUUUGCCAAUCCAGGGCUUUUGGGAUCAACGAUGGAGUUCCGCAAAAACUAUGAGAUUCCUAUUUUACGCGGACGCGACUCGGAAGCAACGGACAAAGAACAGGAGAUCAGUAACCAGAAGCUAGCGGAACUGUCGGGUGUUGUGAGCAAGUUUAUCAUUCGCCGCACCAACGACAUCCUGUCGAAAUACUUGCCAACCAAGUUCGAGCAUGUGGUGUUCUGUCAACUUUCACCUUUCCAGCUGGGUUUGUACAAGCACUUUAUCAACUCCAAGUCAAUUCAGAGGCUGCUGCGUGGGCAGGGUUCGCAGCCGCUCAAGGCGAUUGGACUGCUCAAGAAACUUUGCAACCACCCCGAUCUCUUGAAUUUACCUGACGAUCUUGAGGGAUGCGACAGUUUGCUUCCUCCCGACUAUCAGACCAAGAACUCCAAGAAGCCCUUGUCCCGUGGAGGAAUUCUUGUGCAACCCGAAUUUUCUGGCAAGAUGCUUGUCCUGGCGAGGAUGCUUGCCAAAAUCAAGAAGGACACCAACGACAAGAUUGUUCUCAUCUCGAAUUACACCCAAACCCUUGACAUCUUUGAGAAGCUCUGCCGCCAGAAUCAAUAUGGAGUUUUGAGACUGGAUGGAACGAUGACGAUUAACAAGAGACAGAAGCUGGUCGACCGGUUCAAUAACCCGGAUGGCACUGAGUUUGUGUUCCUGUUGAGCAGCAAGGCAGGAGGAUGUGGAUUGAACUUGAUUGGAGCGAACCGCCUUGUUCUUUUCGACCCAGACUGGAAUCCAGCCUCGGACCAGCAGGCCCUGGCGCGUGUGUGGCGCGAUGGCCAAAAGAAGGAUUGUUUUGUCUACCGAUUCAUUGCGACAGGAUCGAUUGAGGAGAAGAUUUUCCAGCGUCAGUCUCACAAGCAAUCGCUGUCAUCCUGUGUGGUGGACGAGGAUCAGGAUGUGGAGCGUCAUUUCUCGCAAGAGAAUUUGCGGCAGUUGUUCCAGCUCAACGAGACGACCGAGUGCUGUGAUACACACGAGACGUUCAAGUGCAAGCGAUGUGUGGAUGGACGGCAGGUGGAGAAGGCGGCCCAGGUCUCAUAUGGUGAUACAUCGACCUGGAACCAUUUCAAGGGUAACCAGGAUCUCUUGAAGCUCACAGACCCGCUGCUUCAGGAGGAAGCCGACACGAACGCUAUCUCGUUUGUUUUCCAGUACAUCUCUCAUUAG
Messenger RNA from Linnemannia hyalina, 3045 nucleotides. NCBI's taxonomy places the organism in Eukaryota, Fungi, Mortierellomycota, Mortierellomycetes, Mortierellales, Mortierellaceae. The record is from the annotation of a GenBank genome assembly.